AUGGCCCCUCGAAAGGCAGCGGGCGCGGCGGACAGCGAAAAGAAGCGGAAAAGAGACAAAGCCGAAGACGUCGUUCGUUUAAAGAAACGCAAGGGCCAACCCCAGGAGGAGGCGACAGUCCCGAGUUCAGAGAAGAAGAGCGGUGGCCCCGGCCGCAGCAGCCAGCUUGCCCACCCGUCGACACGGGCGAUUGCCAACCAGAGGACGACAUGGAAGCUCUCAGAGCCAAUGGGCGGUGCCAUGGCCGACAUCGACCCCGUUUUCUCGACGGACGAAGAACACCUCAUUAUCGCGUACCACACGUCCCUCCAAAUAUACUCGACCGCAGACUCGCUCUUGGAGCGCCGGAUAAAACUGCCAGAAGAGGACCGUCCGGCUCGUAUUGUUGCUAUUGCCCUGUCACCCAAGUCCGAUGAGCUUGUGUGGAUUGGCUGCGCAGACGGCACGCUCUACCGGGCCAACUGGACGUCGGGCGAGAUUGAGCGGAUGACGCGCAAACAGGCACCUGCCCUACGGCUAGCUGGCGUGACGGUCGAGAUGGUGCAGCUUGGCAAGCUGGAGAAGGAGGUCCUUUUUCUCUCCGAGGGUGCUCCGGGCGCAUGGAGCGUGACGGCGUACGACGCAACGACACUGGCCAAGACAGCCGGCCGCACGCUGUUCACGGCUCCCAAGAACAGUUCGACCGCCAUCGACCUUUUGCGUACAGCCAACAACGGCCGCUUCGUCGUCGGUUCGAGCGGAAACACUGUGUUUGUUGGCGGCCUGAAGACAGCGGCGGGCGGUGACCGCUCGUCCGAGACCACUCUGGACGACGUGGCGUACCAAUUCUACUCCCUCGAUGCGGCCGACGAGAUCGCAUGCCUCGAUGUGCGGGCCACCAACACGAAGCGCGGCGCAUCCCUCGAUCUUGUUGUCGGCUGCGUCCGCGGCGCCAUCUACGUCUACGAAGACGUCUUCAGCCGGCUGCAGGAGGCGACGGCGGAGAGCUCUCGGAAGAAGAAGGUCAAUGUGCGGCCACGGAAGCACCAUUGGCACAGCCGGACCGUGAACUCGGUGAAGUGGUCCAGAGACGGCAACUACUUAAUUUCUGGCGGCCCCGAGUCCGUCCUGGUCCUGUGGCAGACGGAGACGAGCAAGCUGGACUUUUUGCCGCACCUGUCUGCCAGCAUCGAGAACAUUGUCGUCUCCCCGCGUGGCGCAUCGUACGCCGUGCACCUCGACGACAACUCGACCAUGGUCCUCUCAACGGCUGAGAUGAAGCCGACCUUUUACGUUUCCGGCCUGCAGUCUCUGACGCUGACACAAAUGCCCGCCAAGGACGCCCAUGUGCGUCGCACCUGGCAGCCGAUCCAGUCGAUUACGAAGCCCAUCCCCGCCGCCAUCAACCCGGCCGAUGCCUCGCGGAUCUGGCUGCGCGUCGGCAAUGGCCAAAAGGCAGCCAUGACAGGCGACCAGCCGUCGGCGUCGCUCCUGCAGACCUUUGACGUGUCGUCCUUCCGCAGCGUGGCCAAGCAGCCGCUGGCCCGCACCAACCCCACCGAGAACAACAUGACAACACAGGGCCAGCCGCUCACGGAGCCGACCGUUACACACCUCUGCGCGUCGCGCGACGGCCAGUGGCUGGCCUCCGUCGACGAGUGGCAGCCGCCUGAGCGCGACAUCAGCGGUAUGCCCGGCGAGCCGUUGCUGAAGAAGGAGUGGGCGCGCGACCGUCGCGAGGUCCACCUCAAGUUCUGGUCGGUCAGCGACCGGCGCGAAGAGGAUGCUGCUGCAGCUGCUGCGGGAGCGGCGGACGAGGACGUGAAUGCGUACGACCUGGUGACGCGCAUCGACGAGGCGCAUUUCACGAGCAAGGCGGAGACCAUUUUUGCUGUGGAGGCCGACACACGGCACGGCAGCCGGUUCGUCACGCUGGGCGACGACGCCGUGGUGCGGUUCUGGGGUAUCAAGACACGUGUACGCGACGGCCUGGUGGCCAAGGACGAUGCCGGCCGUCCGCUGGUGAGCUGGCACUGCACACAGUCCGUGCCGCUUCCGCUCGGCGAGACGGACGAUGAGAAGAACGGCCAUGGCGGCAGCCCGGCCGCCCGCCACAACAGCGACCGUCGGAACGGCGCCCUCGCCUUUUCCGAGGACGGCUCGACCGUGUUUGCGGCGUUUGGCGGACCAGACAACGAGGCCGUGCUGUACACAAUCGACGCCGAAUCGGGCGUUGUGCGCGAUACGCUGCAGGGCAUGUUCCGGGGUCGUAUCCGCGGCGUGGCCGUCAUGGGCUCGUCGCUGGUGCUGCUGUCGGCCGACCUGCGGGUGUUUGACAUUGUCGCUGACGAGCUGCGCUACGGCCUGACCGUGCUGGACAGCAUCCCAGAGGCCGAGCUCAGCACAGCGUCGGCGCUGACCCAGCUCGCCGUCGGCCGCCUUGCCAACACGUUUGUUGUGGCGGUGCCCUACAAGCUGGGCGCGUCAACGAGCGAGACGGACGCUGCGACUACGGCUACGGCUCCCAAAAAGACGGGCCAGACGACGCCAUCCCGUUUCGCCUCGCGCCUGAUUGUGUACUCCCCCGACCACGCCGAGCCCCUGUUCACCAAGAACCUGCCGCACCUGGUGGUGUCGCUGCUCCCCGCCGUCGGCCUGUCGGGUUUCCUGGUCAUUGACGCGGCAGCGCAGAUGUGGUCGAUUGCGGACGCGGCCGACACGGCGUCGCUGGGCCAGUCCCUGGCCGACCUCAACCUGCCGUCCACGACAAGCACGGCAAGCAACGCGAUCGCUGCGACGCUGGACAUCAACGGCGAUGACGACGACGAGGAAGAGGCCGAUGAGGAUAUGCACGACGCUAACGGUGCCGGCGCCGAGGACGAGGACACGUACGGCGUCGAGGACGCACACGAUGUUGUGAUUGCGCCGCAGAAGCUGCGGGAGAUCUUUGAGGCAGCGCCGGCCACGGCCUCGACGUCCAUCGAGGAGCUGUUUUGGCAGGUGUCAGGCUUGCUGUCGAGCCUGCCGAGCGUCGUUCGUGCGGGCUGA
This is a messenger RNA of Sporothrix schenckii 1099-18, 3027 nucleotides long. Its product is annotated as NET1-associated nuclear protein 1 (U3 small nucleolar RNA-associated protein 17). The transcript has 2 exons. Gene Ontology annotation, cellular component: nucleolus. Lineage: Eukaryota; Fungi; Ascomycota; Sordariomycetes; Ophiostomatales; Ophiostomataceae. Gene Ontology annotation, molecular function: RNA binding; protein binding. The record is from RefSeq and is a predicted model, not a curated record. Gene Ontology annotation, biological process: positive regulation of transcription by RNA polymerase I; positive regulation of rRNA processing. Bases 1 to 3027 code for a protein of 1008 amino acids.